UAUUAAUUGCUGUGGCAUGUGUUGUCAGUUACUUCUUGUGGAAUUAUAUCUAUCGAACAUAUCUUCUGGAAAAAAUCAAUCUGCCAGGUCCAAAAAGAAAUUUCAAUUUCUUUCCUAAAACUCCUAAUGGAAUAUUAGAUUUGAUCAAUAUGAUGACGAGGCAGUAUCCAUCUCCAUUUCAAAUACAAGGGUACUAUAUGCCCGUAGUUGUUAUAUCUGAGCCAAACCAAAUAAAGACUAUCUUACAACACCGAUAUUGCUUAAACAAAGGCAGACUAUAUAAAUUUGCAGAACCAAUAUUGGGCAUGGGAAUAACAACAGUUUCCGAUUCUGUAUGGCUUGAACAUCGAAAAAUAAUAGCACCAAGCUUUAAUUUGAACAUAUUGCGAAAAUUUUUUUAUACAUUUGUUAAACAUUCUUUUAUAUUAGCAAAUAAAUUAGAAAAAGUUGGAUCAAAUGGAAACGAAAUUAUUUUGCAUAAACAUCUAACAUCGAAUAAUAUGGACACCGUAUGUGCUAUGAUGGGCAUUGAACUAGAAACAAAUAUAAGAAAUAAACUUAUUGAAAAUAUUGAAAGAUUUAAAGAUAUUCUGAGAUAUAGAAUACAUUCGUCGUUGGUAAAUCUAUUUAUGAAUUUUGAUAUUAUAUUUAAAUUCACUACUUUAGGACGCGAACAACAAAAGAUUAUAAAAUCAGUGCAAUCUUUGGUUAAUAAGCAGCUGCAGCAAUUGAACAAAUUGCAUUCAACAGAGACGGAACCUAAUAAAAUUAAUAAAACAAUUUACAGAUCAGGUAAAUUGAUGGAAAUAUUUCGUAAAAAUAACGUUACGAAAAAAUUAAUUCGCGAUAACGUUAAUACGCUGAUUAUAGCGGCCAGUGAUUCAAUCAGUAUUACGUUAAAUUUUGUUUUCUUCAUGUUAGCAAAUUUUCCAGAAAUACAAGAUAAAGUGUAUAAGGAAUUGUUGGAAAUUUAUGGUACGAAAACGCCAAUGUCUGCACCAGUUAAAUAUGAAGAUUUACAACAUAUGCAUUAUGCAGAUCGAGUAAUUAAAGAAACAAUGAGACUUUUUCCUGCUUAUCCCAUAAUUAGUCGACGGCUAAGUAAAGAUAUAAAAAUAGGAGAUUAUAUUUUACCGAAAAAUACUGAUAUUGCGAUAGCACUUAUGCAGAUGUAUCGAAAUGAAAAGUACUGGUCGAAUCCAUUGAAAUUUGAUCCAGAUAGAUUUCUACCAGAAAGAAUAAAGGAUUGUCAUUCGUAUUAUUAUAUCCCUUUUAGCGAUGGACCAAGGAAUUGCAUAGGUCCAAAAUACGCAAUGAUUUCUAUGAAAGUUAUCCUAGCUACUUUGAUACGGACAUUUGCAUUUAAAGUAGAUAAAAGUGUUGAGAUAAAUAAGAUAAAAUUAAGGACAGAUAUAUUAUUAUCUACUGUUGAGCCUUUAAAAGUCAGAAUUGAAAAACGGGAACUUUAAUAAAAUAGUGCAAGAAUAUGUUAAAUAAAAGAGAAUAUCCUUUGAAUAAAAUUUUUGCGUGUGAAUUUUGAACAAUUUAAAUUAUUUUUAAGUAUAUUUGAUUUUUGAAUUAGAUAAUUAUAUUGUGAUGAGUUAGCACGUCAUAAUAACAUGCUUACCACGUUUAGUGCAGGCAGGGAUCGUACUUGCUGGUACGUGGCGUAGCAUUUUGAUAAAACGAAAAAAAUUUAUAAUUCUUUGUAUCGUUGUGUCAGAGAAGAUAGAGUAAUAAAAUAUUU
This is a messenger RNA of Wasmannia auropunctata (little fire ant), 1747 nucleotides long. Its product is annotated as cytochrome P450 4C1-like. The transcript is spliced from 12 exons. Bases 150 to 1469 code for a protein of 439 amino acids. Gene Ontology annotation, molecular function: oxidoreductase activity, acting on paired donors, with incorporation or reduction of molecular oxygen; iron ion binding; monooxygenase activity. NCBI's taxonomy places the organism in Eukaryota, Metazoa, Arthropoda, Insecta, Hymenoptera, Formicidae. The record is from RefSeq and is a predicted model, not a curated record.